AUGGAUGAAUUUAUGGAUGAAGUUAAAUAUAAAAAAGCAAAAAACGAUUGGGUUACUGGCCAUGAGGGUGGAUCUAUGUGGGAAAUCUGUUUUAUAGCAAGUGUCCUUCUGAAAAAAAGGAGAACAUGGGAAAGUAGUUCUGAUGAAGAUGAAUUUGACAUAUCAUUAAACGAAGAAAAAUCCAGUGAUAGGGAAUUGACGACUGAGAAUUCUAAAAAUAAAGAAAUUAACAUUAAUAAUGCCAAGAGGAAGCCUUUUUUGAGUGCAUAUAGGUCUUGUAUGAUGAUUUUAACUUGUUUGUCUAUUUUGGCGGUGGACUUUCCGGUUUUCCCGAGACGACUAGCAAAAACAGAGACAUAUGGAACUUCUCUCAUGGACCUUGGAGUUGGUUCUUUUGUGUUUUCAUCAGGUAUCGUGGCUGCACGACCAUUUCUUAAAAAACCAGAAAAUCGGUUCAAGCCAUUCAAAGGACAGUUGUUAAUGGCGGUCAGACAAGCAUUACCAUUAUUAGUACUUGGAUUUAUACGACUAAUUAUGGUGAAAGGUGUUGACUACCAAGAACAUACAACUGAAUAUGGAGUACAUUGGAACUUCUUUUUUACCCUUGGAUUUUUGCCCAUAUUUGUUACUAUUUGUAGAACUGUUCAUAAAUAUAUCCGAUUUUCUGUCGUUGGGUUGUCCAUUGCCAUUUUAUACCAAAUUGUUCUUUAUGGGUUUGGCCUUGAAGAUUACAUACAAAAUGCCCAUCGUACUGAUUUUAUUAGUUCGAAUAAGGAAGGGAUAAGCAGUUUUUGGGGUCACUACAUACUACCAAUUGACCCUUAUUAUGCAAUUCGUCAAAAUCGAAAAACCAAAAAGCCAAAACCAAAAAAAUUAGGAAUGAAGAUUGCGAAUUUAAGUUAUAUAGUUUGGGUGGUAGCUUGUAAUACGACCUUUUUAUUAUUAUUUCAAGUAGUGGAAAUAAUUUUUUUUAAAGAUUAUUGGAAUAAUGAAAGAAAUUUACCAAUACUAAUUGAAGCUGUAAAUUCUAAUGGGUUGGCUGCAAAUAUAUUAACUGGACUAGUUAAUUUAUCCAUGCGUACUUUAUUUAUAAAUGAUGGAUUAGCUGAAUGUAUAUUAGCGAGCUAUAUGUUUGUUGUUGUUGCUAUAGCCGAUACAGAGGCCUCUGCAAUUAUGAUUAGCCGCGCAAUUUUAUAUGAACGUUGCACCUUUGUACUCUUAUUAGAUCCGGACAUUAAGAGCCUGUUUACUGCUAACUCUAAUGAUACAUUGCAAAUAAUUGUUUCUUCAACUACAUUCAUUUUGCUGUUGUAUACUGAACGUUGGCAAGUCUGCUUUCUUGCUACAGCCACUUUACAACAGUUACUUAUUGUAGACGAUUUCCUAUUACCUUUUCUACAAAAUUAUUUCAAAAUUAAGGAUAUACCGUUCGUCAUGAUCGGUGUAGUGUUCGUUUGGGCUUACUUGAUAACUGCUUCCCUAAGCGUUAUUGCACAAUCCAUCGGAUUAAAAGAUGGUUAUAACAAUAGUGAUCCAAGACUUUUUAAGUCGUUGUUGAGAGGUGCAUUGGCUAGAGUGGUAGCCGCACAUCAGGUUGCUUUAGAAAAUGCUCCAGCAUUUUUCGCGGCAGUUAUUAUUGCAUCAGCAAAUAAGGUGCCUCUAAGAUACAGAACUAGUUUUUCUGUCAUGUAUACAGCCCUACGAAUUAUUCAUACACCGCUCUAUGUAUUAGAUUUUGACAUUGCCCGUGCUAUCGUACAUAUAAUGGCAUUGUCAUGUACUGCAUGGCUAUUCGCAUUCGCCCUUUUGCCUGGCUUUGAAAAAAAUUAUUCGUCUAUAAUUGAAGUUGUAACCAUCUUACGAAGCGUAUCCGAUGAUUCUACUUGGACAUUUGAUUAA
This is a messenger RNA of Scutellospora calospora, 1899 nucleotides long. NCBI's taxonomy places the organism in Eukaryota, Fungi, Glomeromycota, Glomeromycetes, Diversisporales, Gigasporaceae. The record is from the annotation of a GenBank genome assembly.